Messenger RNA from Staurois parvus, 303 nucleotides. Lineage: Eukaryota; Metazoa; Chordata; Amphibia; Anura; Ranidae. The record is from the annotation of a GenBank genome assembly.
AUGUCUGUACCAAAAGCGGUAACCCCGAGCUACAUUCGGGCUUACCAUGCGGCGCUGCAUAGGGAGUCCCUCCAGCACUUACCUUGUCCUUCGCUCCCACGAUGUGUCCCCUGCAGCAUCCCCGACCAUCUCUUCCGGCUGAUGCCGGCAUCCGGCUCCUGUGUUCCGGUCCCUGUGACGUCGGGACGUACGGGCACCGCCGGUGGCGGGAAAUUUGAAAAUUUAAAAAAAAUUAAUUUUUUUCAAAACGAUUUUACGUAUGCUCUGUCCUGUCCCCUGUCUGCAUUUUGACUGUUCUUUCUG